Molecule: messenger RNA, 741 nt
Organism: Colletotrichum gloeosporioides
Lineage: Eukaryota; Fungi; Ascomycota; Sordariomycetes; Glomerellales; Glomerellaceae
Product: putative oxidoreductase
Exons: 3
Source: RefSeq, a predicted model, not a curated record
AACAUGGCCCCGAUCCCCUCCGCCCUCAUCACGGCCGGCAGCGCAGGCCUCGGCGCCGCCACCGCCCGGCUCUUCGCCCGGAACGGCUACAACGUCGUCGUGAACUACGCCAACAACGCCGAGCGCGCGGAAUCCCUCGUGCGGGACCUGCGCUCCUCCUCCCCGCUCGCCGCGGACCAGCAGCGCUUCGCGGCCAUCAAGGCGGACCUCUCGCGCAAGGACGACCUGGCCGAGCUCGUCCGCGGCGCCGUCGCAGCCCUCGGCGGCCGCCUCGACGUGCUCUUCAGCAACGGCGGCUGGACCCGCAUCAGGAACCUCCAGGACCUGGACGAGAACGUCGACGAGGACGACUGGGACCGCUGCUUCAACAUGAACGUCAAGUCGCACCUGUUCCUGAUGCACGCCGCCCGCCCGCAUCUCGACGAGGCCGAGGGCGCCUUCAUCACCACGGCGUCCCUUGCCGGCGUCAAAGUCAGCGGGAGCUCAAUGGCCUACGCCGUGACGAAAGCAGCGCAAAUUCACCUCGUCAAGGCCCUAGCAAUGGCGGCGGGACCCAGGAUAAGGGUCAACAGCGUCUCACCCGGCCUCCUCUUGACGGAGCAGCGCGAGGCGAUGCGCGAGAAGACGAGGCUCAAGAGGCUGCCCACCGUCGACGACGUCGCGGAUCAGGUGCUGUGCUUCGCCAAGAGCAGGAGCGUCACCGGCGCCAAUGUGGUUAUCGACGGGGGCUUGAGCCUCUGA